Peromyscus leucopus (white-footed mouse) is the source of this 6809-nucleotide messenger RNA. RefSeq names its product ADAM metallopeptidase with thrombospondin type 1 motif 12 (gene Adamts12). Gene Ontology annotation, cellular component: extracellular matrix. The record is from RefSeq and is a predicted model, not a curated record. NCBI's taxonomy places the organism in Eukaryota, Metazoa, Chordata, Mammalia, Rodentia, Cricetidae. Gene Ontology annotation, biological process: extracellular matrix organization; proteolysis. Gene Ontology annotation, molecular function: metalloendopeptidase activity.
AGGCCACGCUCUGGCCUGCAGAAAGUAGAAGCUCUCAGCUCAUUCACUACCCUUCAGGAAAGGGAGAGAAGACAAGCUCUCUGCCCCUCUUCUGCUUUAAAAAGCCACUAGAGCUCCGCGGGCAGCUUGCUGGCCGCUCCCUUCCCACGCCUGGACCAUGCCCCGUAGCCGCUUCCUGCGCGGCCACAGGCGAGGACUCGGUAUCUGCAGCUGAGAGCUAAAACUUUUUUGACUUUUCUUUCCCCCAACAACUGAACCAUGCCAUGUGCUCAGAGGAGCUGGCUGGCAAAGCUCUUGAUGGUGGCUCAGCUUCUUAGCUUUGGGGCUUUUUGCCACGGGAGACAAGCUCAGCCCGUCCCGGUUCGCUUCCCAGACCCGAGGCAAGAACAUUUUAUCAAGGCCCUGCCUGAAUAUCACGUGGUGGGGCCAGUCCAAGUAGAUGCCAGCGGGCAUUUUCUGUCUUACGGACUGCGUCAUCCUGUCUCCAGCAGCAGGAGGAAGAGAGCCGCGGGUGGCUCUGAGGACAAGGUGUACUACAGAAUUUCACACGAAGAAAAAGACCUGUUUUUCAAUCUGACGGUCAACAGGGAAUUUCUUUCCAAUGGCUAUGUCGUGGAGAAGAGAUACGGGAACCUUUCCCAUGUGAAGAUGGUGGCUUCCUCUGGCUCACCCUGCCACCUCAGGGGCACAGUUCUGCAGCAGGGCACCACAAUCGGCACAGCAGCCCUCAGUGCCUGCCAAGGACUGACUGGAUUUUUCCAUCUACCACAUGGUGACUUUUUUAUUGAGCCUGUUAAAAAGCAUCCGCUGACGGAAGAAGGGUACCACCCUCAUGUCGUAUACAGGAGUCCGGAGACAAAGGAGCCCACCUGCGGAUUAAAGGACAGUCUAGGUAACUCUGAGAAGCAAGAGCUGCAGAGAGAGAAGUGGGAGAGGAAAAACUUGCCAAGCAGAAGCCUCUCCCGGCGCUCCAUAAGCAAGGAGAGAUGGGUGGAGACACUUGUGGUGGCUGACACCAAAAUGGUGGACUACCAUGGAAGUGAGAACGUGGAGUCCUACAUCCUCACCAUCAUGAAUAUGGUCACCGGGUUGUUCCAUAACCCAAGCAUUGGCAAUGCAGUCCACAUUGUCGUGGUUCGACUCAUUCUCCUUGAAGAGGAGGAGCAAGGAUUGAAAAUAGUUCACCAUGCAGAGAAGACACUGUCCAGCUUCUGCAAGUGGCAGAAAAGCAUCAAUCCCAAGAGUGACCUCAACCCUGUCCAUCAUGAUGUGGCUGUUCUUAUCACCAGAAAGGACAUCUGUGCUGGUGUCAAUCGCCCUUGUGAGACUCUGGGGCUGUCUCAACUGUCAGGAAUGUGCCAGCCUCACAGGAGUUGUAACAUCAAUGAAGAUUCUGGCUUGCCCCUGGCUUUCACCAUCGCCCAUGAACUCGGGCACAGCUUUGGCAUCCAGCAUGAUGGAAAAGAAAACGACUGUGAGCCUGUGGGCAGGCACCCGUACAUCAUGAGCCAGCAAAUUCAGUAUGAUCCCACCCCACUGACCUGGUCAAAGUGCAGCAAAGAGUACAUCACUCGCUUCCUGGACCGAGGCAGGGGAUUCUGUCUUGAUGAUAUCCCCAAAAAGAAAGGCUUGAAGUCCAACGUCAUUGCUCCAGGAGUGAUUUAUGAUGUUCAUCACCAGUGCCAGCUCCAAUAUGGCCCCAAUGCUACAUUUUGCCAGGAAGUGGAAAAUAUCUGCCAGACACUGUGGUGCUCUGUAAAAGGCUUCUGUCGCUCGAAGCUGGAUGCUGCUGCAGACGGGACACGCUGUGGUGAGAAGAAGUGGUGUAUGGCUGGAAAGUGUAUCACAGUGGGGAAGAAACCAGAGAGCAUCCCUGGAGGCUGGGGACGCUGGUCACCCUGGUCCCACUGCUCCAGGACCUGUGGGGCGGGAGCUCAGAGUGCAGAGAGGCUCUGCAACAACCCCGAACCAAAGUUUGGAGGAAAAUACUGCACCGGAGAAAGAAAACGCUAUCGCUUAUGCAAUGUCCACCCCUGCCGCUCAGACACCCCGACUUUCCGGCAGAUGCAGUGCAGUGAAUUUGACACUGUUCCCUACAAAAAUGAAUUCUAUCGCUGGUUCCCAGUGUUUAAUGCAGCACAUCCGUGUGAGCUGUACUGCAGACCCAUAGAUGGACAGUUUUCUGAGAAAAUGCUGGAGGCCGUCAUCGAUGGCACCCCUUGCUUUGAAGGCGGCAGCAGCAGAAAUGUCUGUAUUAAUGGCAUAUGUAAGAGGGUUGGCUGUGACUAUGAGAUUGACUCCAAUGCUACUGAGGAUCGCUGUGGUGUGUGCCUUGGAGAUGGCUCUGCCUGUCAGACUGUGAAGAAGCUGUUUCGGCAGAAGGAAGGAUCUGGUUAUGUGGACAUCGGACUUAUUCCCAAAGGGGCGAGGGACAUAAGGGUGAUGGAAAUCAAGGCAGCUGGAAAUUUCCUGGCCAUUAGGAGUGAAGAUCCAGAAAAGUAUUACCUCAACGGAGGGUUUAUUAUCCAGUGGAAUGGAAACUAUAAACUGGCAGGGACCGUCUUCCAGUAUGAUAGGAAAGGAGAUCUGGAGAAGCUGAUGGCUCCAGGCCCCACCAACGAGUCAGUGUGGAUCCAGCUGCUAUUCCAGGUGACUAACCCUGGUAUCAAGUACGAAUACACUGUCCGGAAAGAUGGCCUUGACAAUGAUGUGGAGAAGUUGCUGUACUUCUGGCAAUUUGGCCGCUGGACCGAAUGCAGUGUAACGUGUGGGACAGGUAUCCGGCGCCAGACGGCUCACUGUGUCAAGAAGGGCCAUGGGAUAGUGAAAGCUACCUUCUGUAACCCAGAAACACAGCCCAGUGGGAGACAGAAGAAGUGCUAUGAAAAGGAUUGUCCACCCAGGUGGUGGGCAGGGGAGUGGGAAGCAUGUUCGACGACAUGCGGUCCCUACGGAGAAAAAAAGAGAACAGUGCUGUGUAUCCAGACCAUGGGCUCUGAUGAGCAGGCUCUCCCAGCUACAGACUGCCAGCACCUACUGAAGCCCAAGGCACUGGUUUCCUGUAACAGAGAUAUCCUGUGUCCAUCAGACUGGACAGUGGGCAACUGGAGUGAGUGCUCCGUGUCCUGCGGUGGCGGAGUGAGGAUUCGCAGUGUCACCUGUGCCAAGAACCACGACGAACCUUGCGACAAGACGCGGAAACCCAACAGUCGAGCUCUGUGUGGCCUCCAGCAGUGCCCGCCUAGCCGCCGAGUUCUGAAACCCAGCAAAGACAUAGCUCCCAGUGGGAAAAGCCAACCAACAUCAGAGUACGACCCCUUCAAACCCAUCCCUGCACCCACAUCCAGGCCCAUGCCACUGCCCACGCCCACAGUGCCUGGGUCUUUGAACACAAGCACCACGGCAAUCAACAGCCUUGGCCCCACUGUGGCACCCGAAGAUGGGACAGGAUGGCAGAAUACUUCAACCCAAGCUGAAGAGGACUCCCACUACCUUACUUCCUCUGGAAGCACUUCCCAGGCCCCCUCUUCUGUGAGUAUCCAGCCCGAUGAUGACAAUGUUUCUAGUUCAACGAUAGGUCCUACUUCAGAGGCUGACUUUUGGGCAACAACAAGUGAUUCCGGCUUAUCAUCUAGCAAUGCUGUGGCGUGGCAAGUAACCCCAUUUUAUGACCCUUUGACCACGGAUCCGGAAGUGGAGAUACACAGUGGCUCAGGGGAAGGCAGUGACCGGCCUAUGAACAAGGAUGAAAACAACUCUGUGAUAUGGAACAAGAGCAGGGCACCUGAGCACGCGUCUUCCAUGGAGAGGAAUGCAGAAAUACCACUCGGACCUCCACCAACAUCUUACGUCGGGGAAGAGACUUCAUGGCCUCCCUUCAGUACAGCGAUGAAAGGCUCACUACCUGACUGGUCCCUUAAAAACGAGACACCCAGAGCUGAGGGGAUGAUCACUGAAAAAACAAGGAACAUUCCACUCCUGCCUGGAGGAGGCCAUCAGUCAAUGCCCUCAGAAAAGUUAGGAAACCAUGACCACUUGGCGUUGCCAAACGUUACAAAUCCAAACCAAGGUUCUGGGCCUGUCCUGACGGAGGAAGAUGCAUCAAGUCUGAUUGCUGAGGGAUUUCUGCUAAAUGCUUCUAAUUACAAGCAGCUUAUGAAGGACCCCAGCCCUGCACACUGGAUUGUUGGAAACUGGAGUAAAUGCUCCACCACAUGUGGGCUGGGGGCCUACUGGAGGAGUGUGGAAUGUAGCACCGGGAUGAACGCUGACUGUGCAGCCAUUCAGAGGCCAGACCCUGCUAAGAAGUGCCACCUCCGCCCCUGCGCCGGCUGGCGAGUGGGAAACUGGAGCAAGUGCUCCCGAAACUGCAGCGGGGGCUUCAAGAUUCGUGAGAUUCAGUGCAUGGACAGCCAGGACCACCACCGGAGCCUGAGGCCAUUUCACUGCCAGUUCCUGGCUGGCCUUCCUCCUCCCCUGAGUAUGAGCUGUAACCUAGAGCCUUGUGAAGAAUGGCAAGUGGAGCCCUGGAGCCAGUGUUCUAGGUCCUGUGGAGGUGGUGUUCAGGAGAGAGGAGUCUCUUGCCCCGGCGGCCUCUGUGAUUGGACAAAAAGACCUGCGUCCACUGUGCCCUGCAACAGGCACCUUUGCUGCCGCUGGGCCACUGGCGACUGGGACCUGUGUACCACUUCCUGUGGCGGCGGCUCUCAGAAGAGAACUGUUCAUUGCAUCCCCUCAGAAAACAGUACGACUGAAGAUCAAAGCCAGUGCCUCUGUGACCACGAAGUCAGACCCCCAGAAUUCCAAAAAUGCAACCAGCAAGUCUGUAGGAAGAGUGCUGAUUUAACGUGCACAAAGGACAGGCUUUCAACCAGCUUCUGCGAGACGCUAAAAUCCAUGAAGAAAUGCUCUGUGCCCUCAGUGAGAGCACAGUGCUGCCUCUCAUGUCCGCAGACGCAGAGCAUCCACACUCAAAGGCAAAGAAAACAGCAGCAGCUCCAAAAUCAUGGCACCCUCUAGGUUCAGAAAGAAGCCAUCAUCAUCAACCUCCACAGCCUGCUGCUCAAGAACAUGGUCCAGAAGGCCACUUCAUUACUAUUUCACUUUACACAUGCUAGGUUCAACUAUAGAUCACAACAAAACAAAAUGCAAUGUGUUUGUCUAGCCACAAAAUGUUCCUUAUAGAAAGCUUGGUGCUAGCUGCUCCCUGAUAGGAAGACAAAGGAAGUAUUUGAGAGAAUUCUGAAGCAGCUGAGAUGAGAGCCUGGGGAAAGUACCAGAUUAGGCAAGUCUGUGAAAAAGAUGUCUUUUCCCCUUUAAAGAUAAAAAUAGAGAACAGCUUUUUUUCCAAACUACCUCAAGAAAAUCAAGAAACAGCCACACUUACCCAGGGAACAGAUAAUCUUUUUAAUUUGUCUUCAAGAAUAUAUCCUCCUUGGCUUCCUUGGGUAGCCACUGGGGCAGUUUUUAGGAACAUUUAUUCAGUAGUCAAUAAGGAUGAGAAGAGAAUGCUAGCUGACCCUCAGUCUACCCUCCAGCCCUGCAGGACUUCACAACUGGAAGUCUAAAAUCUUGGGACAGACCAGGGAGAUUCGAGAUUAAGGACACACAGACAUCAAUGCAGCCCAAGGGGAUUAGACCAUUGAUCCAGAAGUCAUCUCUGACUUCAGUUCAGUUUCUACUAAAAAUACAAAUGAGCACAAAUCAACCUCUUGCUCGCAGAAGAAAGAAAAUGUGGCCUUUGUUCUUUGAAUUUUCCUGGCUUUGCCAGUUCCUUCACAGAACAGAUGAAUGUCCCUGUCUGCCAUUCUCUCUCCUGUCCUGCCUCUAUCUGGGUCAGGGCCUCAGGUCCCACCAUCAUCUUCAGCCCAGAAGGAUAUAAAACUACUAUAACCGGGUGCUGGCUCUCAUCUCACCCUAUCUCUCCUGAGAGAAAAGGUGAAGUUAUAAAGGUCAAACCACUUCAAAAUUAGAAUCAGGUAAAUUGUACUGUCUAAGAAUUUAGUAGAAAUGUAUACUUUAGUUAGGAGGGAAAAAAAAUUCUAAGAACUGGGAGAGAUGAUCUAUUUAGUGUACCCACUAGUGACUUUUAGAAGUCUUUUGCCUCUAGAGAGACAACUAGGGCAAAAUGCAUAUUUAGCACGUGCAAGGCUAUAGGUUUGAUCUCUAGUGACACACGUGCGUGCAUGUAUUUGUACACACAGAUCAAAAACAAAGGCUAGUUUACCUUGUGGAGACCAGGUAAGUCAAGAGGAUCCAGAUCACUGAAAUGAAAGUUAGAAUGCUUAUUCCAGACAUUGCCUCUGACUGAAGGCAGAGUAGGCUGUGAUCACAAACUCAGAGCAAAUCUCCGGGCGAGCCUGUGAACUGAAGCUAGACAGAAAGAAUGGGUGUGUGGAGAGAUGUAAGUCCCAGAGAGAGACCUCAGAACGAGCUCUUGAGAGGAGGCAGUGUGUGCCUGCCUGUGAUGGACUGCAUAGUUGUAGACUUGUGCACCAAUAUACAUCAUCUUCACUCUGGAAUACAGUACCCCACCACUCCCUGUAGUUACCUGUCUGUUCAGCAGAAUGGUGCUAUUGAACCUGGUGCUAAUAACCAGAUGUCGGCAGAGCUAACAGAAACGUUAGCUGGUAGUCAUAUGAAUGGCUAAGCAAAUAAGAACUUCCAAAUGGACAUCUUCGGCUUUGUGUGAGAUGGUGUUGCUGGCCAAUGCCAGUUUCAUUUGCUCUGAGACCAUGAACACAACAUUAUAUAUUAUGUACUUUUAAAUUUUUCUUUUUUCUUUUCUUUUCUUUUCUCUCUUUUUUUUU